Molecule: messenger RNA, 5398 nt
Organism: Rosa chinensis
Lineage: Eukaryota; Viridiplantae; Streptophyta; Magnoliopsida; Rosales; Rosaceae
Product: ABC transporter C family member 12
Exons: 27
Coding region: 217-5163 (1648 amino acids)
Biological process (GO): transmembrane transport
Cellular component (GO): membrane
Molecular function (GO): ATP hydrolysis activity; ABC-type transporter activity; ATP binding
Source: RefSeq, a predicted model, not a curated record
UCCACGUCGUUUUGCCAAUGAAUUUGUUUUUAUAUGUUUCUUCAAACGAAGACUUCACUUUUGUUUUUAUACAUGUGCAAUGACUCCUGCUCUUGCAGAAUCUCUUGCCCAGCUUUCGUUUCCAGCACAUUUCAUAGUGGGAAACUAUUGACUAUUGAGUGAGAACAAAGCUGUCAAAUUGGAAGUGGUUGUAUUAGUUUGUAGUGAAUACCAGACAUGGGUUUUAAGCCAAUAGACUGGUAUUGUCAACCAGAAGCUAAUGGGGUAUGGGCCAAAGCAGUCAGUGCUUUUGGCUCAUACACUCCUUGUGCAAUGGACUCUAUGGUCAUCUGCAUUUCUCAUUUAGUUCUUUUCGGAUUGUGCUGCUACCGAAUAUGGAUGAUCAAGAAGAAUUUGAAAGCCCGAAGGUUCAGGUUGAGGUCAAAUUACUAUAACUACUUGUUGGGUUUGUUGACUGGUUACUCCACUGCUGAGCCUCUACUGAGGUUGGUGAUGGGUUUAUCACUUUUUAACCCCUUUCGAAGAACUGGCUUUGCUCCUUUUGAGAUGACUUCUUCAAUCAUUGAAGCUCUUUCUUGGUUCUCUAUGCUAAUUUUAAUUGGCUUGGAAACUAAGAUUUACAUUCGGGAAUUCCGAUGGUACGUAAGGUUUGGAGUCCUUUAUGUCUUGGUAGGAGAUGCUGUGCUGCUAAAUCUUAUUCUUGGAGUGACAGAUUCCUACAGUGGAUGUGCUUUAUAUCUGUAUAUAAGCACUGUCUGUUGCCAGGUGUUGUUCGGAAUUCUUCUUCUCUUUUAUGUUCCCCAUCUGGAUCCUUAUCCUGGCUACAUUUUUCUGCAAUCUGAGUCACCUGACAAUGCUGAAUAUGAAGCACUACCAGGAGAAGAUCAAAUUUGCCCUGAACGGCAUGUUAAUAUAUUCUCCAGAAUAUAUUUUGGAUGGAUGACUCCACUUAUGCAGCUAGGGUACAGAAAACCCAUCACUGAAAUAGAUGUUUGGAAGUUGGACACAUGGGAUCAGACAGAGACAUUGAUUAAAAGGUCCAAUUUUGCCUCUUUUUCAGUUGCUACUUUCUUAUUUUAUCUGCGCCACGUGCACAAUCAUUUUGAAUUUUUCAGGUUUCAGGAAUGUUGGGUUGAAGAAUCUCAGAGGUCCAAGCCAUGGCUUCUGAGAGCACUGCAUCGUAGCCUUGGACGGAGGUUCUGGUUGGGAGGCUUUUUCAAGAUUUGCCAUGAUCUCUCUCAGUUUUUGGGUCCCAUUCUACUAAAUCGUCUUUUGCAGUCAAUGCAACGAGGUGAACCAGCUUGGAUUGGUUAUAUAUAUGCCUUCUUAAUUUUCAUUGGUGUGUCAUUUGGUGUGCUCCCUGAAUCUCACUUUUACCAGAAUAUUAUGCGGGUCGGCUUUCGGUUGAGAUCAACUUUGGUUGCUGCUAUAUUCCGUAAAUCUAUAAGAAUAACACAUGAGGGCCAUAAGAAGUUCCCAACUGGGAAGAUAACAAAUAUGAUGUCUACAGAUGCUAAUGCACUCCAGAAAACAUGCGAACAACUUCACGGACUAUGGUCUGCUCCUUUUCGUAUCAUUGUAGCUAUGGUUCUUCUUUACCAACAAUUAGGUAUUGCAUCGCUUAUUGGAUCAUUGAUGCUAGUUCUCACGAUCCCCAUACAGACAACGGUGAUCAGCAAAAUGCGGAAACUGACAAAGGAUGGACUACAACAGACUGACAAGAGAGUUGGCCUCAUGAAUGAAAUUUUAGCUGCCAUGGAUGCGGUGAAAUGUUAUGCCUGGGAGACAAGUUUCCAGCAGCGAGUUCAAAGUAUACGGAAUGAUGAACUUUCAAGGUUACGUAGAGCGCAGUUACUCUCUGCUUUGAACAGUUUUAUUCUCAAAAGCAUCCCAGUUGUUGUGACACUAACUUCAUUUGGAGCAUUCACUUUUCUUGGAGGCGAAUUGACACCUGCAAGGGCAUUUACAUCACUUUCUCUUUUUGCAGUGCUACGCUUCCCUGUAAACAUGCUGCCCAACUUAUUAAGUCAGGUUGUAAAUGCAAAUGUAUCCUUACAGCGUUUGGAAGAACUAUUUUUAACUGAGGAGAGAAUUCUAGUACCCAACCCGCCACUGGAACCAGGGCUUCCAGCCAUCUCAAUUCAGGAUGGAUACUUUUCAUGGGAUUCAAAGGCAGAGAAGCCCACAUUAUCAAACAUCAACUUAGAUGUACCAGUUGGCAGCCUAGUUGCAGUUGUUGGCGGCACUGGAGAAGGAAAGACAUCACUUAUAUCAGCCAUGCUUGGGGAGCUGCCUCCCAUUGCAGAUGCAGGUGUUGUAAUUAGGGGGACUGUUGCUUAUGUUCCCCAAGUUUCAUGGAUUUUCAAUGCUACUAUACGUGAAAACAUUUUAUUUGGAUCUGAAUUUGAAGCUGCACGGUAUUGGAAGGCUAUUGAUGUAACUGAGUUCCAUCAUGACCUCGACUUACUUCCAGGUCGAGAUCUAACAGAGAUUGGCGAAAGAGGGGUCAAUAUUAGUGGAGGUCAAAGGCAAAGGGUUUCAAUGGCCAGAGCUGUAUAUUCUAAUUCAGAUGUUUACAUAUUUGACGAUGCAUUAAGUGCUCUAGAUGCUCAUGUUGCUAGACAGGUUUUCAACCGCUGUAUCAAGGAAGAGUUGCAGGGGAAAACUAGGGUGCUUGUCACAAAUCAACUACAUUUCCUGCCUCAAGUGGACGAAGUUAUUUUAGUCUCUGACGGUAUGAUUAAAGAGAAGGGAACCUUCAAGGAUCUCUCUGAAAACAGUUUGCUGUUCCAGAAGCUCAUGGAAAAUGCCGGAAAAAUGGAAGAACAUGUAGAAGAGAAGGAAGACAGCAAAACUGAGUACCAGAAAAGCUCAGUUCCUGUAUCUAAUGGGGUGGUGAAUGACUUACCAAAAGAUGCAAGCUACACCAAGAAAGGGAAAGGGAUGAGAUCUGUACUCAUUAAACAAGAGGAACGGGAAACAGGUGUUGUAAGUUGGAAAAUUUUGCAGAGGUACAACCUUGCAUUAGGAGGGCUGUGGGUGGUUAUGGUUCUAUGUACUUGUUAUACACUAACAGAAGUUCUUCGAGUUUCAAGCAGUACAUGGUUAAGUUUUUGGACAGAUCAAAGCAUGUCAAAGAGUUAUACACCUGGAUUCUACUUGCUUAUAUAUGCGAUUCUCUCAAUUGUCCAGGUAACGGUGACUCUGAUGAACUCUUUUUGGCUAAUCACUUCAAGUCUUCAUGCAGCCCGAAAUCUGCAUGAUUCCCUGCUACAUGCUAUACUAAAAGCUCCAAUGGUGUUCUUUCACACUAACCCAACUGGAAGGAUGAUCAAUAGGUUUGCAAAGGAUCUGGGUGAUAUAGAUCGCAAUGUAGCCAAUUUUAUGAACUCAUUUCUGGGUCGAGUGUGGCAGCUCCUUUCGAGUUUUUUGCUCAUAGGCAUUGUGAGCACAAUAUCCCUCUGGGCCAUAAUGCCACUUCUAAUUUUGUUCUAUGCAGCCUAUCUAUUCUAUCAGUUUGUUUUACAGAGCACAUCCCGUGAAUUGAAACGCUUGGAUUCCAUUACCAGAUCUCCUAUUUAUGCACAGUUUGGAGAAGCAUUAAAUGGAUUGUCAUCAAUUCGUGCCUAUCAUGCUUAUGAUCGGAUGGCAAACGUUAGUGGAAGGUCUAUGGAUAAUAAUAUCAGAUUCACUCUUGUGAUUGGUGGUUCAAACCGUUGGCUUGCUAUAAGGUUGGAAACACUAGGAGGUAUAAUGAUUUGGGUGAUAGCAACCUUUUCUGUCAUGCAGAAUGGAAGGGCAGAAAACCAAGUACAAUUUGCAUCUACAAUGGGUCUACUUCUCACUUAUACUUUGAAUAUCACAAGUCUGUUGAGUGAUGUUCUUAGACAAGCAAGCAGAGCUGAAAAUAGUUUAAAUGCUGUUGAGCGGGUUGGGACAUAUAUAGAUUUGCCUUCUGAGGCUCCAGCUGUUAUUGAAAGCAACCAUCCCCCACAUGGGUGGCCAUCAUCAGGAUCAAUUGAGUUUGAGGAUGUUGUCCUCCGUUAUAGGCCUGGACUUCCACCAGUACUGCACGGAUUAUCGUUUACAGUUUCUGCAAGUGAGAAGCUAGGAAUAGUUGGAAGAACUGGUGCUGGAAAAUCUAGCAUGAUCAAUGCAUUGUUUAGGAUAGUAGAACUAGAAAAAGGAAGCAUCUUGAUUGAUGGUUACGAUGUUUGUAAGUUUGGACUGGAAGAUUUGCGAAAAGUUCUUAGCAUCAUACCCCAAUCACCGGUUCUGUUUUCCGGUACUGUGCGGUUUAAUCUUGAUCCUUUCGGUGAGCAUAAUGAUGCUGAUCUUUGGGAAGCCCUAGAAAGGGCACAUCUAAAGGAUGUAAUUAGGAGGAAUUCCUUUGGUCUCGAUGCUGAGGUUUUUGAGGGUGGUGAGAAUUUCAGUGUUGGACAGAGGCAGCUAGUAAGUCUUGCUAGAGCUUUGCUUCGAAGAUCAAAGAUUCUUGUUCUUGAUGAAGCAACUGCAGCUGUCGAUGUUAGAACUGAUGCUCUCAUCCAAAAAACCAUACGUGAAGAAUUCAAAUCAUGCACCAUGCUCAUUAUUGCUCACAGAUUGAACACCAUUAUUGACUGUGAUCGAAUUCUUGUUCUUGAUGCUGGUCAGGUCCUAGAACAUGGUUCCCCAGAAGAACUACUGCUAAAUGAAGAGAGCGCAUUCUCCAAGAUGGUCAGGAGUACAGGACCUUCUAAUGCUCAGUACUUACGCAGCCUGGUAUUUGAAGGCAAGCAGAAUAAGGUGAAUAGAGACGAAGCCGAGCAACUGGUUGACCAGAGCCAGAGGAGAUGGGUAGCCUCUUCGCGCUGGGCCACUGCUGCCCAAUUUGCGUUGGCUGUUAGCCUCACAUCCUCACAGAACGAUCUCCAAUGGUUAGAUAUUGGAGACGAGGACAAUAUCCUCAUGAAAACAAAGGAUGCCGUUAUAACACUACGGGGAGUUCUGGAAGGAAAGCAUGAUAAAGAUAUAGACAUAUCACUAAAUCAGCACCAUAUUCCGGGAGAGGGAUGGUGGUCAGCUUUCAUCAGAAUAGUUGAAGGUCUAGCUGUCAUGGGCAGGCUGGCUCAAAACAGAUUUCACCCUUUUGAAGAUGACGAUUUUGAAGACCAAUAUCUAUAGGUUGGAGUUGGACAAGGAAUACGACCGAGACUGUUUAUACCAGCAACUUCCUCUCAAUGAAGAAGGAUAUGGAUUCAAGAUGUUGUAAUAUUGUAUGGAUUAGAGUAUAGCCAAUGUAGAUGAUAUCCAAAUUGCAACAAGCAGAACAGACAUAGACCUGCAUAGAACACCAAAACAACAAAUAUAUUAGUUAUGAGGCCCUUAAUUUAAUUAUUUAAAGAAACUUUUUCGUCAA